CACUCAAAGGCAGCAUCCGCAGAAACGUGCUGUCGGACACCCUGAAAGCAACAAGCUUGACUGGACCAAACGCUCCUUACUGCAGUGCCCUGCUCUCAGCACUUUGACGGGAAUAGCAACAAAACGAGGUUAUUCAUCCUCACGAAACGUUGGUCUGAAGUGAACUGGAGGAAGGAAGAUGUCAGCUGUUUAUAAAGAUGAACAGGAGGACUGGUUGACGGUGUGUCUAAAGUACCUGCUCUUUGUUUUCAACUUUCUCUUCUGGGUGGGUGGAGCUGCUGUUUUGGGUGUUGGAAUCUGGACACUAGUGGAGAAGAGUGACUACUUGAGUCUGCUGGCGUCCAGCACUUUUGCUGUCUCGGCAUACAUCCUAAUCCUGGCUGGCGGCCUGGUGGUGGUUACAGGCUUCUUGGGGUGUUGUGCUGUCAUCCGGGAACAGAGAAGCUGUCUGUCCACGUAUUUCUUCUGCCUGCUGUUCAUCUUCUUGAUUGAACUGGUGGCUGGAGUACUUGCUUAUGUAUACUACCAGAGGCUGAGUGAGGAGCUGAAGCAGCAUCUCAACCAGACUAUGACAGAGAACUAUGCCCAGCCCGGGAAGGAGGACAUCACAUUAGCUGUGGACAGACUACAACAGGAUUUCAAGUGCUGUGGCAGCAACAACUCCCAUGAUUGGAUAGUGAGUGUGUACAUCUCGUCAAAGCAGGCAGAAGAGAGAAUUGUGCCUGACAGCUGCUGUAAAACCAUCACCCCUCACUGCGGCAAGAGAGACCACCCCUCUAACAUCUACAAGGUGGAGGGUGGAUGCAUCACUAAGCUGGAGCAGUUUCUGGCAGACCACCUGUUGGUCAUUGGUGCUGUGGGAAUAGGAGUAGCCUGUCUGCAGCUGGCUGGGGCAGCCAUGACAGCCUGCUUUAUCUAUAUGCUCUAUAAAGAAGAGGAAGAGGACUUCGGUACAUUGUGAUUUAGCUCUAGAGCUUUUGUGGUUUAAUCAACUGAAGAGACAAGAUCUGUGGGAUGGUGUUCACCUGCUGUUUAUACAGAAGGAUCAAGAUGGACCCUUACUGAGCAGACCUGGCCCCCAACACACCACCUUCAACAGGCAGUUGGAGCAAUGACCUACUGAAACUUAACUUCAACCUCUGAUUUUUGAACUCUGACCUGGUGAUCUACGCCAAAUGCUCAGACAUGUUUCAGGUCACCUACAUUGCAGUCAGAAACUAACUGUGCCAUUGAACAGCCAGGCUGAUCUUUGGUUCCCUCUGUACAGUAUUAGACUGAAGUUAUAAUGUUGUUCAAUCCAGGCUUAUACAUUCCUGAUACCUGACGGAGAUCUAGGCUUCCUGGAGCAUCAUGUCUGGUUGCAUCAUUGCCUUGGCUGAGAUGCAUGCUUUCGUUUGAGCAGGACUGAAGAAAGGGCAGUCCUUACUCAUAUUGCAUUCUACUCAACUAAUGAUGAUGCAAAUUGAUUUAUCAUGUUUUCACUAUGCAGAAUUAUAUAAUAGGGUUUUCUGGCCAUUCCAGUGCUUAAGUAAGCUGAGUGAGAGCACCAUGUACACUGGUGUCACUGAUCAUAGGUAACUUACAGUUGUAUAUUUUAUAAACACAAUGUGCCUCUUUCACAAUUCUGCUGAUAAAUGAUUAUGUAUUAAUUCUGCACCUGGAAUCUUUAAAGAGAGCUGGUAAUACACUGUGAUAAACAGCAGCAAAGGAAAUAUAGUUUACUAGCUUUAUUUUUGUAGUUAUUUCUGUAUUACUGACAAUAGCACUAAACUUUGAACUGUAUUAUGGUUGAGAUUAACUGAUCAAUACUGGUAAUAUUUAAGUGAAUGGCUAUGAACAUUAGGACAUUUCCAGACAGCUCAAUAACAAAAACUGAAAGUCAUUUUGGUUUCUAGAUUCCUGAAUUUUUGACUCCACCUAGUGGCCGUCAAUGAGCAUAUACUCUACUAAGUGCUGUAUUAUUACCAUGUGCUGCACAUUCGUUCUAAUACCAUAUUAUGAAAUUCUGAAUUUAUGAUAUAUAAAAAGGAGAUAUUUAUCUUGAUGUGUGAUGCUAAUGUAUGCAUUUCAUAUGGUAAUUUUAACAUGAACACAUUUCACUCUCUGUGAAUAUAAGAUUUAUUUCCACACUUUCCUGAACACACUGAGGUUUCAUUCCCUGCAGUGAAGAAGUUGACCUUUGUAUGAGCCAAAGAAAGCAGGGACUAUAUUGUUUUCACUGCCCAAUCUAUCUCUCCAUUCCUUUUGCCAAAGCUAUUACAUAUCGACACCCUCUUAAAAUAAUGGCCUAAGUCAUUUUUUCAGGUUUUUCAGGAAACACAAAAAACUCAACAAAAGAGUCACACUUUUGACAUAGGCCAUUAUACAACCGGGGGUAGAAUUGCAUGUUCCCCUCAACUGAGGAUUCAGGCGAUUUUACCAGAGGUGGCCAGCAUCAUGAGGGGGUGAUUUAGGCAAAAAAAACAUUUUUGUCAAAACAUGACUUAGGCCAUUAUUUUAGGAAGGUGACGAUAUGGAACAAUGAGUAGCCUUGUUGCCACUAUACUGUAGAGGUGAAAGGUCUCGGAUUGUCUGUUGUGGAAUAUAAAAUAAUAAUAUUUACUCUCUGGAUGUAGAUGUUUCUGUCCUAGACCAAAAAGUGAAAAUCUUAAUCCCUUUCAAGAACAUGUCACAGUUGCCAUGACUCAGUUCUUUGUGAAGGUCCUCGUAGGAUUUGUUUUUUUUCCUGAUUGACAUCUCAAUGAAGGUUGUUAAUGUAUGUAGAUGGUUGAUGAUGAGUUAAUGAUAUAACACUGGCAUGUGCUCCAACUACUGAUUGUGCUAUUCAAAAUAUUGAUAUGAACCUCAUAAAUAAACGAUGAAUAUUGUUGCAUUAAGAAAUUGCAUUGUGUAAAUGAAAGAGAAAUAUUUGGUGUCGUUUUAGACAGGCAGCUACGAUCCAGUGAUUGCUGUUUGGCGCUCUUCAGUUGAUGAGAUGAUGAUCAUUAUGGGCAUUAUGUCGAGUUGAGUCAGUUCAUCUAUAUAGACCAGAGUGACUGCUUUGUCCUAGAAGGCUAUAUACAGUUUUUUCAUGCAUACGACAUCUUUCCAUAGAUUAAUAUACAGUAAAUCGAAAUCUCACAUUUUUCCAUACUGAAUCAAAAAAAUGUUUUAUCUGGCAUUUAUAAAUGGGUGCCAAAAUGGACGUACUGUACACUUCCAGGAAAGUAUGUGCAGUAUUUGUAGAGGUGCUUUAGGCUGCUUUUCAACCAAAGGCCUCAGGAUGCUGGUUCCAGAAAUGCUCGUGAUACACUCAAUCAAUAGGAAAUCCCUCAACUUCUCCCUGGAAAUACAAAGUCAGCACUACUUUUCCACAACACAUUAAAGUCUCUCUGUGUAAGGGCAAUGUCAAUUGGAGUAGUCAACCACUAGAGGGAGACAAAGCUUUUCCUUUUGCAGUGGCACAGUCCUCAUCCUAUCGGCGUGAAAUAAUCCUGCUGCUUUGAUAAAACCUACCCAACGGGGCCAGUUCAGUCUCACCCACCACUUAGUAAUAUUCCAAAAUAAUAGAGGAUGGAGUUAAUGUUUUGUUUUGUCAUACUUUUUGCCCGACUCAAUGUGUUUGACAUAAUCUGCACGUUUCUUGUGUGUAAAACAUGAUUAAAUCUCAAACAUAGUUGAUGAAGAUAGACCCAAAUCUUAACCUGCUCCUUGCUGCAGUAGACAAGCUGGAGAAGCACAAUUCAGAAAGACCAUUGUACUGAUUCAUGUUGUCUAUUUUUCAUGAACCGUGCCUGUUUAUCUAAACGCGCUUCAUGUCCAGUUUGCUCUUCAUAAUGGUACAAGCUAUACUCCGCCUCAGUUUCACGCAGAGCUUUGCAAAUCUGUCUUGUUGCAUUUCCUCUGUGUACACUGGAAAAGCAGCUUGUAUAAAUCUUUCCAGAUAAUGUGAGCUGGAGUGAGAGCUCAGGUCGAUGUUGUUCACUUUAUCAUGUAAUGUGUGGGCUUUGUUGAGAGAACACUGGGAAAACACUUGUUACGUGUGGGGUCUCCCACAAAUCUGCUUUGGAAAAUCUUGUAGGGUUCCCAGCUCAAACCACAUUGAUUCAGGAUUCGUUGUUAGUGCAGUUCUGUGUGGUUUUAGGGUCUUGUUUAGGCAAAGUCUCCAUAUAUUAAACACUGCCAUGCACAUGGA
Messenger RNA from Seriola aureovittata, 4174 nucleotides. It is a transcript of the gene tspan11, whose product is annotated as tetraspanin 11. Gene Ontology annotation, cellular component: membrane. Bases 179 to 961 code for a protein of 260 amino acids. The record is from RefSeq and is a predicted model, not a curated record. NCBI's taxonomy places the organism in Eukaryota, Metazoa, Chordata, Actinopteri, Carangiformes, Carangidae. The transcript has 9 exons.